Messenger RNA from Opisthocomus hoazin, 609 nucleotides. The record is from RefSeq and is a predicted model, not a curated record. Lineage: Eukaryota; Metazoa; Chordata; Aves; Opisthocomiformes; Opisthocomidae.
AUGCGCGCUCUCAUGGAGACCUGCAGGCGCCUGCCCUUCCUCGUAUUUUUACAGGGUUUACGAUGCCAUUCAAAUCAUGCUUUCGGAAGUGCGGCAAGGCUGGGCUUCAACAUUGUUGGUGGGACAGAUCAGCAGUACAUUUCCAAUGACAGCAGCAUCUAUGUCAGCCGGAUCAAAAAGGAUGGGGCAGCUUACCUUGAUGGCCGAUUACAAGAAGGAGAUAAAAUUUUAGCGGUCAAUGGCAAAGACUUGAAGGAUUUGCGGCACAAGGAUGCUGUGGAGCUGUUCAGGAAUGCAGGCUAUGAUGUGUCUCUGAAAAUUCAGCGCAGGGUGCAACCACAAAAUGGCCCUGUGGGUCAUCAAGGCGAUGAAGAAGCAGGUGGGCUUCCUCUAGCAGUCAUUCUUGUGCCAGGCCUGGCGCUUGCUGCGGUUGAUCCAGCUUUGAAAGAAAAAUUAAAACAGAACACUGUGACACUGGAAUCUGAAUAUGAGAAGCUGGAGAUGUCUGACUUGGAUAACUGGGAAAACAUCAGAGGACCUCGUCUGUGGGAAGAUUCCAGGGCUGUUCAGAAGCAACGGCGAGAGGCUCUCCGUCUCAAGACAGAGUGA